Molecule: messenger RNA, 1728 nt
Organism: Dibothriocephalus latus
Lineage: Eukaryota; Metazoa; Platyhelminthes; Cestoda; Diphyllobothriidea; Diphyllobothriidae
Source: the annotation of a GenBank genome assembly
AUGGACAUUGUGCGCGCAUGCCCACCCCUACCGAAGGAUGCAACCUUCAACGAAAUCAUUGUUCCAACUACCGAAACUGUCCGUACCCUGCAUCUCCUGGACCUACUGGACUUCCUCCUGCACACCUUGGAUAAUAACAUCUACAAACCGAAUGUUAUCAACUUCUCGGCACAGACCAGUGCCAACCAAACCCAGAACAUGAUCAUGAGCAAGUUGGACAGACGGCGAAAGGGCGUUUUCGGGCCUCCGGUAGGAAAGCGGAUGAUCUGCUUUGUGGAUGACGUAAACAUGCCAGUCAGGGAGGUGUACGGUGCUCAGCCGCCAAUUGAACUGUUGAGACAGUGGCUUGAUCAGGGCAACUGCGCAUUCACCCCUGAAUUCAAACCACAAUCUGCUAAAUUAGUGGAGGCUACACUAACGGUAUACAAGGACGCGAUGCUCAACCUGCUACCAACUCCCGAAAAGUCUCAUUACCUCUUCAACUUGCGUGACUUUAGUCGUGUGAUUCAAGGUCUCCUUCUAAGCCGGAUGGAAUCUACCGGCGCCCCGAUAGCCCUGAAAAGGAUGUGGCUGCACGAGCUCUUCCGCGUUUACUACGAUCGACUCAUCGAUGACGCAGAUCGAAACUGGUUCUUUGAAAACACGAAGAAGGUCCUGGAAGCGCAUCUAGACAUCGACAUGAACACACUUUGCGGACAUCUUGCACAAGAAGGCCAACCUGUUACGGAAGAUGACCUUCGUUCGCUCAUGUUCUGUGACUUUGUGGAACCAAAAGGUAACCGCUUCUACAUAGAAGUACACAGCGUUGAGGCACUUGGCAAGGUUGUCGAGGGCUUCCUCGAUGAGUUCAACUCAAUGAGUAAGAAGCCGAUGAACCUGGUGCUCUUCCGAUUCGCCAUCGAGCAUGUCUGCCGCAUAGCUCGAAUUCUGAAGACCCCUCAAUCCCACGCCCUCCUAGUUGGUGUUGGCGGUUCAGGACGACAGUCACUGACGCGUCUGGCCACUCAUAUUAGUGACUAUGACCUAUUCCAGGUUGAGCUCGCAAAGACCUAUGGUGUCAACGAAUGGAAGGAAGACUUGAAGCGUAUUUUGCGCAAAGUGGCCGAGUCGGAUAACCACGGCGUCUUCCUGUUCACUGACACGCAAGUGAAACAGGAGAGUUUCGUCGAGGACCUGAACAAUCUGCUGAACGCCGGCGAGGUGCCAAAUCUGUUCCCGGCUGAUGAGAAACAGGACAUUUGCGAGAAGAUGAGGGCUAUUGACAGACAGCGUGACAGAAGCAAACAGACAGACGGCUCCCCGGUGGCACUCUUCAAUCUCUUUAUUCAGCGCACUCGCGAACAACUGCACGUCGUGCUGGCCUUCAGCCCGAUUGGUGGCGCCUUCCGAGUUCGUCUGAGGAUGUUCCCUUCGCUGGUUAACUGCUGCACCAUUGAUUGGUUCCAGCCCUGGCCAGAGGAUGCCCUGACGGCCGUAGCAACUCGUGCCCUGGGUCAGGUUGAACUGGCAAAUGAUGUGCGCAGCGGCUGCAUCGACCUCUGCAAGUACUUCCACACCAGCACCCAGAAAUUGGCGUUGCGCUACAAGGUGGAGCUCGGUCGGUUCAACUACGUCACGCCAACUUCCUACCUGGAACUUAUCUCCACCUUCAUUGCGCUGUUGGCCAGCAAGCGAUUGUAUGUGACCCCCUGUUUUGGGCUCCUUUUAAAGCCAUUCAUACUUCUAUAG